Scaptodrosophila lebanonensis is the source of this 2184-nucleotide messenger RNA. RefSeq names its product proline-, glutamic acid- and leucine-rich protein 1. Gene Ontology annotation, biological process: rRNA processing. NCBI's taxonomy places the organism in Eukaryota, Metazoa, Arthropoda, Insecta, Diptera, Drosophilidae. The record is from RefSeq and is a predicted model, not a curated record. Gene Ontology annotation, cellular component: nucleus. The transcript is spliced from 7 exons. The coding region runs from base 19 to 2079 and encodes 686 amino acids.
GCAAAAAACUAUAUUGAAAUGGAAAACGUAACAUUAAAAAAUAAAUCUGGAAGGGUUUUUUAUAAAAGUCGCAGUCUACUGAAUGUGGACUUAUUGCUUUCCAAGGUAUCAACCCGUGCUGUUGGUCUACGUGUUAUUAUUACCUUUAUUGGUCAGUGUUCUACUAAUCUACUGGAUAAAAAAUGCAUUGUUUGGACUUCUCUAAUACUAAAAGCUUGUAACAAAAAAGAAAUAUUUCUAUACGGUGAUAUGAUUUAUAAUGCAUUGGCACUACUCGUAAAUCAAAUGCAGGUAGUUCCAGAGCGGUCGAAAACCUUUGCCAGUGUUCAUAUCUUAAAGCUACUUCAGAGCUUUAGUCUUAUAGAAAAAAAUGGAAACAAUCGAAGCAUUGUCCCUGCUCUGAAAGCAUUAAAACAAUGCUUAAAGCAAUACCCAGCCACCAGUAAAACACACAGAACUCUCGUCGCGUGCUUCCUUAAAUCAUUGUUGGACAACAAUGAUAUCAAUGUUAUUUAUGAAAGUGGGUUGUGCUGGGCUUUGCUUCAUCAUCAGCGCGGAGGUAGAACUGGAAAAAUACUUUGGCAGCAAUAUCAUUUUGGCCUGCUGGACAGUCUCCAUAACCUUUUAGACCAAGCGUUUCCAAAAUAUAGCGAUUUCUACAAAGGUCAAACUACAAACGAAUAUUUCGAUUAUUUUGCGUUGAAAGUGGAGGCAGAUCCUAUUCGGGGUACUACUCAGAUGUGCCGCCGCUUUAGUAAUCUAACAGAGUUUCUUAAGAUUUCAUUGAGUGAACCUUUUUCAUCAAAAAAACAAAUAUAUCCAAGAAAAAUUCUUAGCAUAGUCGAACGUGGCCUGGGACUCACGAGCAUCACUCUUAAAGCCAAUCUAAACACUGAAAACUUAUUUUUGGAAGCUGUUUUGCCACACAUGUGUAUUAAAGUUCUGGAGUUAUUAGAAAUUUUUAUGAAAAUUAGCCACACGCACAUCCGAAUGCAUUUUCGUUUAAUAUUAUUUCAUCUUUUGGAAUUGCUUAAAUGGACCAGAUCUCCGUUAUCAGGAAAUCAAAAAUUAAUUGUGGCUUUACGUUCUAAAACUUACAUAGUGAUAUCGUUAUGGUGUUCUAUUUUACAAGAUGGCAGCCAUUGUGAUAUCCUCUCUGAGCAUCUAUUACAAGAGAUAUACGAUGAUAUUGUUCCUCGUGAAAUUCAUAUUUCUUUAUCUGCUUCAACAAAAGGGGGAAAUAAAAAUCAAAAUAAAUGUACUCAAAAUAACAGUAUUUUAUGUGAACAAGCUCUACGAUGCCUGCAAAAUUUUUUUGUUGCGGCGAGGCAUACAAUAAAUCAUUCAAUUAUAAAGAAUGUUCACAGUAAAAUAUUAACGAUUUGCGUUCAAAUGUAUGGACUGAAAGACGAUCAUCUUUAUAACAACUGGCGUUGUCGGCUGGAAAUAUACAACAUGGUAUAUGUAUUAAUGAUGCAUUUUAACCAACACUGUACUCCAACAAAUGAAGUGGCUUUACAUGUUUUUGCAACAGCAUGGGUAAACGACAAAAAUAUUCAUAUUAGAAAUAUUUGUCAAAGUAUUACCCAAACACUGGAUAAAAGAUUGCAUCCUGAUAAAGAUUGCUUCACUUUCCCAAAAGGUCACAAAGAUUUUGAAAUAUAUAAUGACUUAAAUUCAAACAUUAACAAUUCAACCAUAUCUGAAGUCAAAAUCAAUCCUGGGAAUACUGGUAAAAAUAUUGAAAUCAUAGAAUAUACAAAUUAUAUCGAAACAAAUACGAGAGGACAAAUAGAACACUUAGACAAUCACAAUGAAAAUAGUAAUAAUAUCAAGCAAACUUCUGAAGUGAGUGAUAUUCAACAUAUUUCAAAAGAUAUUUUAUCGCCUCGUAAGAACACAAGUCUGAAAGAACUAGACCAGAUUAUAAAUCCUGAUCAUCAGUCGAAAUGCAUGGUCAGAAGUAAAUUUGCUGAUAGAGAUGAAUCUGGAUCAAUAUUCACGGAGCAAAGGAUAUGUAAUAAUGACAUCGACUUUAUUGGUCAAUUGGAAGCAGCUUUUAAUGAUCAACUCAAAUAAAUGGCAUGUUGCAGUUUUAAUUCAUUAAUAUUCGGCUUCAGAAAUAAAACAAUAGUUCUUAAUACUGUGCUGGGUUAUAACCACCCAUCUAAAUUCACAAAAUCU